AUGGGCGCCGGUAAAGGCGCAGCAGAUCAGCGAGCAGGAAGUGAGCCGCAUUAUUUCCGUAUUGGCGGCAGACAGUAUGCAGGGCCGGGCCACUUAUUCUCCCGGUAUCGAAAUGGC
Messenger RNA from Adineta ricciae, 117 nucleotides. The record is from the annotation of a GenBank genome assembly. Lineage: Eukaryota; Metazoa; Rotifera; Eurotatoria; Adinetida; Adinetidae.